This is a messenger RNA of Anopheles funestus (African malaria mosquito), 3716 nucleotides long. RefSeq names its product alpha-(1,6)-fucosyltransferase (gene FucT6). Lineage: Eukaryota; Metazoa; Arthropoda; Insecta; Diptera; Culicidae. Gene Ontology annotation, molecular function: glycoprotein 6-alpha-L-fucosyltransferase activity; protein binding. Gene Ontology annotation, cellular component: Golgi cisterna membrane. The transcript has 3 exons. Gene Ontology annotation, biological process: protein N-linked glycosylation. The record is from RefSeq and is a predicted model, not a curated record. The coding region runs from base 977 to 2728 and encodes 583 amino acids.
UUCGUUCGUGGCGGUCCGUUUGGAAUGUCAAAUCUGUCGCGCUGCGUUGGGCUGGAAGCGAAUCGUGUAGCUGGAAUUUUGUGACUUUGUUAACCCGUCCGCAGGACGGUAUUACGCGGCGCGAAACCAUUUCCUCUGAAGAAACACCCAAGCAGGAAGUACCAGCGUGGUCCAUUUGCCAAAAGAAACCAUCGUCUUGUUUGCAUACCGCGUUUGCUGCUCGUUCGUAGCGAUUGCUGCUUAAUCAAAACAAAACUGACGGUGGCACCGUAAACAGUACGAGGACAGCUGGUUGGUGGUGGUGGUGGUGGCGGAGGAGACGGCCAAUCCGCACCACCUGCGAAAAUCCGUCGCGGACAAACAAAUGGUGUACAUUAGCGUGACAAAGGGUUGCCUGUACGCCGAUUGCAAACGAGUCAAUGAAUUAAAGCGCAUCGUCCGGCAUCCGGUGGUGUGCUAGCGGUUAAACUGCCAGACCAAAGCGAGUGUUCAUCGUGGCGUGAAGGAAACCUAGAUAACACAUAUGCAAGUACAACGCAAGUGGUUUGGUGUGGAUGUGCUGGAGGGAACGAGAUUAGCGCAACCAUUUGAAAUUGUCGCACAGAAACUGUACCUUCCUAGUGGAGCAGCCAGUUUGUGAAUGUGUUUCCAGUUGCAACAAGCAAUGUCUUUCGUUCAUACUUUACGGAGCUGAUGGGUGUGAAUUGGUUUGGUUGGUCCGAGACCUAGACUGGUACUUUGCUGUACUGGAGCAAAGAAUAACGAACGUGAUUAGAGCCCUUAAAACGAGAUAAUACUAAUGCUCCACGUCACCGCCAGUUGAUUGUACGUUUAUUAUCUCGCUCAAUAAUACCGCCCCAAACAAUCGAACAACGGAGACAGCGAAACAGACGAGAAAAGUUGACCGGUUUGAACGAACGAUCAGAUGUUGUGUUCCGUCAGAAACAAGGACAACUAAAAUUACAUUCCAUCAAGCAUGAUCGUCCGACAGUUGAUGGGUCUCAAUCCUUGGGCCCGUGUGCUCGUAUCGUUCCUAUUCGUGUGGGUGCUGUUCGUGCUAAUAUUCUAUUCCAAGCUCAAUACCUCCGCCUCGUCCACUAACUCCGCUGAUGGGGACGAUUCAGUGAAAAGGCUCGAACGAGCCGUCCAGCAACUGGAACGCUCUAAGCAGAUCGAUCAAGAACUGCGCAUGUUAGUUGAUGAGUAUAUGGCCGAUGCCGGUGCUUCUGCAGACCGGAAACAACACUUCAUCGACGAGCUAGGCAACAAGCUGGAACAGGAUGGCAGUUCCGGGUGGUUUGCUCUUGGACGGCCCCGAAAUGGACCAUCACUUGAGUAUGAGCGAUUGCGACGUCGCGUCGAUACAAACACACAAGAACUGUGGAAUUAUUUGCAGUCGGAGGUAACGAAGGUACAAAAGCUGGCGCAGAAAUCGGCCCCCGAGUUAGUGAAGCCGCUGAAUGCCUUUCUUUCGCUGGCGUCAGAACACAAACGUUCCCUGCUGACGGAUAUCGAUCGAAUGCGUUCCGUGGACGGAUACGAAGCUUGGCGAUACCGUGAAUCGGCCGAUCUGAGCGAGCUGGUACAAAAGCGCUUGACACGCUUGCAGAAUCCGGAAAAUUGUUCAACCGCGAGGAAGCUGCUGUGUCGGUUAAACAAAGGGUGCGGGUACGGAUGCCAGCUGCAUCAUGUUGUCUACUGCUUCAUAAUGGCGUACGCGACCGAACGCACGCUAAUACUGAAAUCGAAGGGAUGGCGUUAUCACAAAGCCGGCUGGGAGGAGGUGUUUCAACCUAUCUCUGAUACCUGCUUGGAUUCGAACGGCGCAUCCCAUGCUAGCUGGCCGGGACAGACAAAUACCCAAGUGUUAACAUUACCGAUCAUAGAUUCGCUUAAUCCGCGUCCACCGUACCUGCCGCUGGCAAUUCCGGCAGAUUUAGCUCCCCGAUUGAUGAAAUUGCACGGUGAUCCGAUCGUGUGGUGGAUUGGCCAGUUUCUCAAGUACCUGCUGAAACCGACUGGCGAGACACAACAGAUGUUGGAGAAUGGUAUCGAGCGAUUAGGCUUCAAAAAACCUAUCGUUGGCGUCCACGUGCGACGGACUGAUAAAGUUGGUACCGAAGCUGCGUUCCACGGUAUCGAGGAAUACAUGACGGCAGUUGAUGAAUACUACGAUCAGCUUGAACUGAAGGAAAAGAUCGACAAACGACGUGUAUUCGUAGCAAGCGACGAUCCAAAGGUGAUUGAAGAAACAAAAACCAAAUAUCCUCAAUACGAGGUGAUCGGCGAUCCUAACGUGGCCAAGAUGGCGGCUGUAUCGACGCGAUAUACCGAUUCCUCGCUGAAUGGGAUCAUUUUGGACAUACAUCUGCUCUCUCUCAGCGACUACCUUGUGUGUACCUUCAGCUCGCAAGUGUGUCGGGUGGCGUACGAAAUCAUGCAAAGCAUGUACCCGGACGCAUCCGGACGAUUCCGGUCGCUGGACGAUAUCUAUUACUACGGUGGGCAGAACUCGCACAAUCGCGAGGUUAUCUUGCCACACGAUCCAAAAAGCCACGAUGAAAUUCAGGUGCGUGCUGGUGAUCUGGUCGGUGUCGCUGGCAACCACUGGAACGGGUACUCAAAGGGCAAGAACCUUCGCACCAACCAGGUGGGACUGUUUCCCUCGUUUAAGGUAAACGAUAAGAUCGAAAUCGUGGAAUUGCCCACCUACCCAGAUGUGAAGUAGUCCUUACUGCUGAGCGAAAGGCGUCGCCAUUUGAUAGUGAGAGAAUUGUAACGCAUGGAUCCUAUUUGUGCUGAUAUGCUCGAAAGUUCAACAAGUGUGCAUGUGCAUCGUGUGGCCGUGUGGAUGAGUGAAAGGCGUCAGAUGAUAAGCGUUUCCUUCUUCUCAGCAAGUUGGUACGACAUCAUUUAAUGUGUACGAUCGAAGGAACGAAUGUUGCUUUUGCAGUGUGAUACUGAGAAUAUUGUUUUUGUAGAUCAAUUUGCCAGUCGUUAUGCUUACAACCCAUUUUAUAUCGUUUGCCCUUUUUAGUUCACCAAUUAAUUUAAUUGAUUUUAUGUAAAUGGAAACGUCAUAUGGCGUUGGCGCGGAGUUUCGAGAUUGGAUUUGAUACGAAUUUUGAAGCCAUAGCUUUCCUUGGAGCGAAGAGCCCGAACAACAAUAUAGGAACAAAGGUACUUGAUAUUAGUAGCAAGAAUUAACAUUGCCCCGUAUCAUUUGGUCACCGUAUGCCGCCCGUGUAUUUGAUACGCUGUAGCAAAGCAUCAGGCUGCUCUUAGUAAAACGAUUCACCGUACAUGGAGGUGGUUGAUGAUAUUUGAACAAAUAAUUAACAUCGUGAUGUGAAACGUAGGACAAACAAAGCGAGCUAAAUGAACUUGCGUAAGGUUAGUUUUUAUAGCGAAAAGUUUCGAAACGAUAGGCAAUCGCGGCAAAUAAUUAAAAAUAGUAAAUUAUAACGAGCAAAGUUAUGGCAGCGAGUGAACAAACAUUUUGGGAAAAUAGUACGUAACGACGGAACGGCUUAGUUGAUCAUUUGCAGGGAAGAACCGCCGAAACAUGAAUAGUGGUUUGUACAAAUUGUACAACAAAUAAGGAAACACAAACAAGCCAACAACCCCCAACAUGAACACCGAAUGAAAGUAUGAUAAGCAAUGUAAGCUACUUCGCAAAAUAAGAAAAUAAGUUUAUUUAUGAAGAAGCAAAGAAA